AUGGAAGUUUUUGAACCAAUCAAUGUAUCCGAUUUCGGAAACUCAUCUCCUGCAAACCAUGAUGGAAACACGACCUCGCUUUGCACGUGGUAUCUGCCGCCAUUUGAAUGGCUCAAACUCGUCACGCUUUUCGCCGGUGUGGCCGGGAACGGUCUAACAGUGGUCGCCAUAGCAACGGACAGGAAACUUCACACGAAGACCUACGCAACCAUUGCCGCCAUUGCUGUGGCAGACUGUGUGUACUGCACUGUGGCUGUCCUAUGGAGCACGCUGUUGUUUGCUUACCUUGACUACUCCAACUACCGGCAGUACCGGAAGUGCAUCAACGACUUCCUGUUCCUGUUACUGAACACGGUAGUUAGUGUUCUUUUCUCAGCCUCCUACCUCGCCUCCAGUCUUUCAAUCUCUCUCCUCUCCAUCGUUCGAUUCGUCAUCCUCUCUCUUCCCCUCAAGGCCAACACUAUUCUCCGGAAAUCUUCCCUCGUCUUCAUAAUUAUCCUGAUCUGGUUCCUGUCCAUCGCUCUGGCCGUCUGCAAGAUCAUCCCUUUUACGUUCAUCUCCCGGAAAAACAUCAACCUUGUCGACCUCUUCUUCACCUUCAUCAUCCCGCUCCUGACAAUCAUUAUCUUCCAUGGAAUAAAGAUCUUCACUUUGAGACAGUCCGAGUACCGAAAGACGGAAGUGAAGAAGAUGGAACGCCUCGUGGUCGCUAUCAUUCUCCUCUUCUUCGUGUGUAACUUACCGUGGCAGGUUCUACGUCUACUCGCUCAGUACAAAGUCUUUGUCCCCGGGUACCUGCUGCAAACUACGAUGGGAUACCUCCUUCAGUUUAACAACUGUGUAAAUCCGGUGUUCUAUGCCUUUUUAUCACCACGAAUUCGGCACAGUAUAUGCAUUCUGUUUUGUCGAUUUAGAGCCAAUGAGUGAUGUUUUCAAGGCUUGCAAGCGGUUAAUUUUUUUUCGAUUGUAUUGAUUAGAUGAAGUGACGAUCGAUCAAUUGAUCUAUUUAUAUUUGCAGGAUUGGUAAUUUAGUUAACGAUUGACAGGAUGGUUUUAAUUGAUUGGUGAAUUAAUAAGUUUAUUGACUAGCUGAUUCCAUGAUUGAUUGACUAAUUUCAUGAUCGAUUGACUGAUUUCAUGAUUGGUUGACUGAUUUCGUGGUCGAUUGACUGAUUUUGUGAUUGAUUGACUGACUUCGUGAUUGAUUGACUGAUUUCAUGAUGGAUUGACUGAUUUCGUGAUUGAUUGACUGAUUUUGUGAUUGAUUGACUGAUUUCUUGAUUGAUUGACUGAUUUCAUGAUGGAUUGACUGAUUUAAUGAUUGAUUGACUGACUUUGUGAUUGAUUGACUGACUUCGUGAUUGAUUGACUGAUUUCAUGAUGGAUUGACUGAUUUAAUGAUUGAUUGACUGAUUUCAUGAUUGAUUGACUGACUUCGUGAUUGAUUGACUGACUUCAUGAUUGAUUGACUGAUUUCAUGACUGAUUUAUUGACAGGAUGAAUUGAAAAGUUUGUUGAUUUUGAUGAUUUUGAUUUAUUAAUUGAUUUAUUGAUUUCAUGAUUGAUUGACUGAUUUCAUGAUUGAUUUAUUGAUUUCGUGGUCGAUUGACUGAUUUCGUGAUCGAUUGACUGAUUUCAUGAUUGAUUGACUGAUUUCAUGAUUGAUUGACUGACUUCGGGAUUGAUUGACUGACUUCAUGAUUGAUUGACUGAUUUCAUGAUUGAUUUAUUGAUUUCGUGGUCGAUUGACUGAUUUUGUGAUCGAUUGACUGAUUUCAAGAUUGAUUGACUGAUUUCAUGAUUGAUUGACUGAUUUCAUGAUUGAUUUAUUGAUUUCGUGGUCGAUUGACUGAUUUCGUGAUCGAUUGACUGAUUUCAUGAUUGAUUGACUGAUUUCGUGAUUGAUUGACAGAUUUCAUGAUUGAUUGACUGAUUUCAUGAUUGAUUUAUUGACAGGAUGAAUUGAAAAGUUUGUUGAUUUUGCUGAUUUUGAUUUAUUAAUUGAUUUAUUGAUUUCAUGAUGGAUUGACUGAUUUCAUGAUUGAUUUAUUGAUUUCGUGGUCGAUUGACUGAUUUCGUGAUCGAUUGACUGAUUUCAUGAUUGAUUGAUUGAUUUCGUGAUUGAUUGACUGUUUUCGUGAUUGUUUUACUGACUUCGUGGUUGAUUGACUGAUUCCAUGAUUGAUUGACUGAUUUCAUGAUUGAUUUAUUGACAGGAUGAAUUGAAAAGUUUGUUGAUUUUGCUGAUUUUGAUUUAUUAAUUGAUUUAUUGAUUUCAUGAUUGAUUGACUGAUUUCAUGAUUGAUUUAUUGAUUUCGUGGUCGAUUGACUGAUUUCGUGAUCGAUUGACUGAUUUUGUGAUUGAUUGACUGAUUUCUUUAUUGAUUGACUGAUUUAAUGAUUGAUUGACUGAUUUAAUGAUUGAUUGACUGAUUUCAUGAUUGAUUGACUGAUUUCAUGAUUGAUUUAUUGACAGGAUGAAUUGAAAAGUUUAUUGAUUUUGCUGAUUUUGAUUUAUUAAUUGAUUUAUUGAUUUCAUGAUUGAUUUAUUGACAGGAUGUGUGUGAUGGAACGAUUGAUAUUGUCCUGCUUUUUGUCAUCAUAAAAUUUUGUUUAUGAUGAAACCUAUUGAAACGACGUUAUAUUUUUUUUUUCAGUUGACAUCAUAUAGCUUCAUAACAGCACUGUAUACCAUACAAUAAGUAAGGUUUCUCAAUGAAGAAUGGGCGGUUGGAACAAAGCUAAGAUUCACUAAGUAACAUCAAACUGAGAACGUAAUUAAUCUCCUUUUUCAUUGGCUGGUCUAAAUUUUUGAGCCAAUGAAAUGUAGAUAGCCUUCGUUUCUUAAAGAUGAUGGUAGAAAAUUUGAUCUCACUGUUAACAUACACUUGGAAAAGUUUUUAAUUUAAAAAUAAAUUCCAAAAAUUUAGAGCAUCAGUUACUAAAGCACAUCAAGCGAACGGGCUUCGUUAUGAAUAGUCAUGUUCUAAUUAAGUAAAGUUAUUUUUUUAUCCAAUAAGUAUUACGUAAUAUUCACUGUAAUUUUCGUUGCUUUGGUCGAGGAUAAAGAAACUGUUUACAUGCACUGGUUUACUCAGCUAGAACGAUGGAUAGCUCACAAUUUGUAUCUUUAUAGUGUGAAAUAUUUAUCGAAAAACAAUUAUGACCAAAAUUAAGAUGAAUGGAUGUCAAAAAUAAAGAAAUGUCCUCUUAUUUGUGAAAGUAAUGUUAUGUCGCGGCAUGUACAUGAACAUUUUAUCUUGAUGUCCGAUUUAUAUUUCAUCUUUAUUAUUCUUAUAUGUAUAAUUGUUUAAUUUUGUUAUCUUUGAGCUAAAUUCGAACUAUCGUAUUUCACGUCUUUUUACUUUGAAAUUUAGUUGUUGUUGGUCAGUUUUGAUUAUAUGAAAUAGGACAUAAAAAAUAUGGUGCAGCAAAACUAUAUGAGGUUCUUCAACUUAAAAACUUUCAUUAUAGCAUUGAAUCAUG
Molecule: messenger RNA, 3486 nt
Organism: Magallana angulata
Lineage: Eukaryota; Metazoa; Mollusca; Bivalvia; Ostreida; Ostreidae
Product: allatostatin-A receptor-like
Exons: 1
Coding region: 1-927 (308 amino acids)
Biological process (GO): neuropeptide signaling pathway
Cellular component (GO): membrane
Molecular function (GO): G protein-coupled peptide receptor activity
Source: RefSeq, a predicted model, not a curated record